Molecule: messenger RNA, 637 nt
Organism: Papaver somniferum (opium poppy)
Lineage: Eukaryota; Viridiplantae; Streptophyta; Magnoliopsida; Ranunculales; Papaveraceae
Exons: 3
Coding region: 57-464 (135 amino acids)
Source: RefSeq, a predicted model, not a curated record
GAAUCAAUCACAUGACCAUUUAUUGGUGUGUGAAAUAAUUUCUUAGGUGAAGCAUCAUGGGGGUUUAUCUUAACUUUCAGCAACUUCCCCGGCACUUAAAUUUUAGUCAACAUAACUGCGGUGGCGGUGGACAGGAUUGCAGAGUAGAAAUAAAUAGAACUUGGUACACUGUGCCUCGCUUUCGACGCAGGGGAGGGGAUAAAGAUGCUCUGCUAACAGCAGCAGAACACAAUGAUACAGCAGAAGCUACUCGCUUGCUUGCUAGGGACCAGAUCCACACCGGACAAGAUACAAAAACCGAUACAAAUGUGAGGGUAUCACAAAUGCACCCGGUAAGGCGCGAACCAAGUGUUGGUGAUUGGCUUGAAUUUCAAGGUCAUAGAUUUAUGCAGCAGGAUUUGCCAACUCAAGUUAUCAUCGUAUUAUUUGUUUUUGUUCUGUUGAAGAUUGUAUUUACCAUAUAGAACCAAACUGUGCAUCAGUGCAUGUAUUAAGAUUAUUAUUUAGUCUCUCUUUUCAUCUCUUGCUAAAUGCAGUUUCAUGAAGAUUCCAAAACCAUUUGUUUUUGUAAAGAGACGAAGUAUAAUUGAUGGCAUCAAUAAAAUUAAAUAAAAGAUCAGUCAAUAGUAUUUCUUUC